AUGCCUGGCGGAUCGAAACCGAUGGAAAGGAGAGUGAGAUGUUUCCUCGGUAUCACCAUGGUGCUCGUUUUUAUGAGCUUGCUGAUGUACGGUGUUCAGGAUAGAUCAUGGAAACCUUCACCAAACCCUCCUGCCAUACGCACAAGAAAACCUAUACCGCAUCCCCAACCCCUACAAUCUAGGACCACUGUUCCCCAUCCCAUUCAUUCUAGAAUCAUUACACCGCAUCCCCGACCCAUACAAUCUAAUACCACUAUACCAAACCCACCUGCUACUGUUAAACAGCUUUUUCCGGAGAUACAUGGCAAAAAACCGAACGUUUCUAUACACCAAUAUUCGGCUAUGUACUUCAAACAACUGAAGUUUUCUUUACAGUCUCACUCCGCUAAAAACUUCACGGUUGGAGACACGUUACGCGUUGUUUUUUCGGCUAGAAACAAACAAGGGAACAUAAUAACCAAUACAGGGGACUAUUUCCGGGCGUCCAUUUUUAAUCUCAAAACUAAGUCUGGUGCAGUUGGAAUUAUCACGGACCACAAAAAUGGUACGUACACGGCAACCUUUAAACUGUUGUGGGCAGGAGAGGUGAACAUUAUUGUCAAACUUGUUCACCCACGUCAGGCUAUAGAAGUCAUAGAGAGAACCGUUUGGGAGCAUCCUGUAGAUAAGAUAAUGUUCGUGAAACGGUACCUCAUCGGUAAGGCUAAAGUCGACACCAGGUGUAACGUAGACCCGGCCGUGUUGAACACCCACACCCCGGUGUGUAACUACUCCGACCCGCAGGCAGGAGUCAGGUGGUACUGUGAGAAAGCCGCCAACAUCUCCUGUAACACAUCCGGGUACCACGGCAGGCUUCCAACGUCUGUCAAGCUGCUAAGAAAAGGAGAGGAAAAACUGUUUGGCAGAGGGCUGAAUGGAAUAAAGAAGUCCAUAUCUGGAUCCCCAUCAAAGAUUUAUGUCACAAGCGGGUUAAACCCAUUGGUCAAUCGCACGCGGUGCAUGCCGGGACUUCCAACCCCACAGAUCUCCGGAUUUUAUAAAGGAGGCGUCUGGAACUCACUAGUCUGUCAUAACAGACACUUCUCCAACCAAUCAGAAUGGAGGACAUGUCUGAGGGGAAAGACCCUGCAUUUCAUGGGAGACUCCACCAUACGACAGUGGUACGAACAUUUGGUGAAGCUACUAAAACUUUCCGACAGGCCACUUCCAGACGCCAUCCACCAGACUGGACCUCUGCUUGCCCGUGACACAGUAAACAACAUAACGGUAAAAUAUCGUUCUCACGGACCGCCUCUUCGUUGCGCAUGGACCCGGACCUUCCACCUACAGUACGUUGCCAACGUCAUUGAUGAAAUCGAAGGAGGGCAAAACGAUAUUGUCGGAAUCUCUGUCUGGGCUCACUUCACCACGUACCCUGUGGACAUGUACAGAGAGAGGAUGGAGGCCAUCCGAGCUGCGAUUCAACGGCUGCAUCAGAGGAGUCCCCAGACCCUCGUGGUCAUCAAGUCCGCCAACACACGGACGGGGAACGAGCUUCUAGCAGGAGACUGGCUGGCGUAUCAGCUGGACUUGGUGAUGAGAGAGAUGUUUGAGGGGAUGAACGUUGUUCUGGUAGAUGCCUGGGAAAUGACAACAGCACAACAAUGGCACGGGGACGCCAUCCACCCUACCAGUGACAUCGUCAUACAAGAACUGCAAUACCUGUGUUCGUUUGUUUGUCCUCUGUGAUUCUCUGACAAAGAUCUGAUUACUGUCAAAACAUUCAAGUGAAUUAUUUGUAGAAAGAUUUAUGAAAUGUAA
Molecule: messenger RNA, 1800 nt
Organism: Branchiostoma belcheri (Belcher's lancelet)
Lineage: Eukaryota; Metazoa; Chordata; Leptocardii; Amphioxiformes; Branchiostomatidae
Product: NXPE family member 3-like
Exons: 4
Coding region: 1-1728 (575 amino acids)
Source: RefSeq, a predicted model, not a curated record